AGACUUCAACAUCUCAUCCUCCAUACCUGUAACCAAUCAAGGACCUUUAUACAACAUUUUUUCAUUCUGAUCUUUAUUUCUAUAUCUAUCUGAAUACCAUUUUAAUGGCAGGCUACAGCACACAUUAUUUGGCAUUUCCAAGAGCUUCCACAAUAACAUGGAGUGAUGACACUCGAUAUUGGAGUUGGGCCACCGUAGAUUUUUGCAGCUACGCAAUUGAAGAAGCCCGACUUUUACAAGUAUCUUGGUUCGAUUGUCGUUGGAGCAUGGAUGCAUCUGAUUUCAAACAAGAUAUUUGGUACAAUGCAAGCGUUGAAGUAAUGUUGACAAGCAACGCCUCUGGAUGGAAUGUUCCACUACACCUUGAAAUCGAGUUGCCAGAUGGGAGUAAGCAAGAGUCUCAAAUAGUAUUGGCAGGUAGACAACCAAAUGUGUGGUUAAAGAUUCCAAUAGGUAAAUUCAUACUAAGGGGUUCUCUGACUAGCGGAACAAUCCGAUUCGGCUUGUACAACCAUGAAGGGAAUUGGAAAAGAGGCUUGAACAUAAGAGCCCUUGCCAUUCAAGCAUAAAAAUGAGUUUGAAAUGGUAUGUUCAAUAAUGAAUAUAAAGUAAUAGAAUAAAACCCUAAAUAAUAAGAUCUUUUGCUCUGUGACAAAAACUUUUAAGUUUAAAUGUGUUAUAUUUCAGUUAUGCAAGUAACUGUUGAAUAUAAUGUAACACAACAUAAAUAAAUAAAUAAUAUGACAUGUUGCAUAGUAGUAAUAAGGCCAGUUUAAACACUUUAGUAAGUUUUUCAAUAAAAGUAUGUACUGUGAGUUUGUUCAAAUUAAAUCUAAGCACUCAUUUUGUGAUUGCU
This is a messenger RNA of Cucumis sativus (cucumber), 856 nucleotides long. RefSeq names its product lectin-like. The transcript is spliced from 2 exons. The record is from RefSeq and is a predicted model, not a curated record. Lineage: Eukaryota; Viridiplantae; Streptophyta; Magnoliopsida; Cucurbitales; Cucurbitaceae. The coding region runs from base 105 to 569 and encodes 154 amino acids.